Molecule: messenger RNA, 2313 nt
Organism: Cucumis melo (muskmelon)
Lineage: Eukaryota; Viridiplantae; Streptophyta; Magnoliopsida; Cucurbitales; Cucurbitaceae
Product: protein DETOXIFICATION 54
Exons: 4
Coding region: 588-2069 (493 amino acids)
Biological process (GO): xenobiotic detoxification by transmembrane export across the plasma membrane
Cellular component (GO): membrane
Molecular function (GO): antiporter activity; xenobiotic transmembrane transporter activity
Source: RefSeq, a predicted model, not a curated record
AUCAAUCAUCGAAACGCCAACAAAUGGAUCCAUUUCUUUUUGCCGUCCCUUUUCCGUCUGCCCGUCCUGCCUUCCCCCUCUCGUUGCUUUCUUUCCUGCUUGCUUAUCUCUCUAUACCCUUAUCUGCUACCACGUAAAUGGAAAAGCAAAAGUCUGAAACCCAUCUAUUUCUCCGUCAUUUUCAUUCACUCUAAGCUCUUAACAUCCAACUAUUUGUCAAUAUGUGCGUGUGUUAGGUAGUAGACCAUAGCUGCCACUUAUAAGUCAUUUCUGCUUUUCUAAGCACAAAUAUAUGUCGCUAUGCAUAUAAUACAACAUGGUAUGGGCGUGCAUGUGUAUCUUAAUAAAAUAAAAUAGCUGUUUAAAAGUACUCGAGCAUUACAUCGUAUUUUAUUUCCUUUUUUGGGUAAACAAUUAAAACUCGAGAUUCCUGCUUGGUUGUUUCUGUCUUCCUUAGUCUCUUAUUCAUUCCUAGCUAUUGCUUGGUGCUUCUAACUCCUGCACUUAGAGGCAGAUUUCCAAGCGUAGGAAGCUUAUACGCCUAGUAGAGAAUUUUCUUAAAAAAAAUAAUUUCUUGGUUGGAGAAAAUGGAAGACGGAAACCCAGAUGCUUCUUCAAACAAAGCCCCCUCUGUUUCUCAGGUGGUAGAAGAGUUGAAAGAGCUGUGGGGUAUAACCUUUCCGGUCACUGCCAUGAACUUCUUGGUGUUUUUUAGGCAGGUGGUCUCUGUUUUGUUCUUGGGCAGAAUUGGAAGCCUGGAGCUAGCAGGUGGCGCACUAGCUAUAGGAUUUACAAAUAUUACUGGCUAUUCUGUUAUGGUGGGUUUAGCCGCUGGAUUGGAACCCAUAUGCAGCCAAGCCUACGGAAGUAAAAAUUGGGAUCUCCUCUGUCUUUCUCUGCAACGCAUGAUCUUAAUCCUCCUCUUUGCAACUAUACCCAUCGGUUUUCUUUGGCUCAACCUAGACAACAUCAUGGUAUUUUUAGGUCAAGACCAUCUAAUAACAAGUAUGGCGGCUAUUUACUGCAUUUAUUCUCUGCCAGACCUUUUAACAAACACCUUAUUGCAACCAUUAAAAAUAUUUUUGAGGUCACAAAAGGACACGAAGCCCAUGAUGUAUUGCACUCUAGUAGCAGUUGGCCUUCAUGUGCCUCUGAACUACAUGAUGGUGGUGGUGCUGGGGAUGGGGAUACGAGGAGUGGCAAUGGCUUCGGUGCUUACAAAUUUGAACAUUGUGGGAUUGAUGUCUGGAUACGUGUGGGUAUGGGGAAGAAAAGGGGAGAUGAGAUGGACGUUGAAGUUGGGAGAAGUUUGUGGAGGCGUGGGGCCAGUGAUGAGGUUGGCUGUACCGAGUUGCUUGGGAAUAUGUUUGGAGUGGUGGUGGUAUGAAAUAGUGACAGUGUUAUCUGGUUAUUUAUCCAAUCCAACGUCGGCUGUGGCGGCCACUGGGAUUCUCAUCCAAACUACAAGCAUGAUGUACACCGUACCCCUGGCUCUCUCUGGUUGUGUCUCCACCAGGGUAGGGAAUGAGCUGGGAAGUGGAAAACCAAAGAAAGCGAGAGUUGCAGCAAUGGUGGCAUUGGGAUGCGCAUUUGUGAUAGGCGGAAUAAACGUGACGUGGACGGUGAUUCUGAGGCAGACAUGGGCCACACUUUUCACAGAUGAUGUCUUGGUUAAAUCAUUGGUCUCUUCUGCUUUGCCAAUCAUAGGCCUCUGUGAGCUUUUCAACUGCCCGCAGACCACUGGCUACGGCAUCCUACGUGGCACUGCCCGUCCAGCUGUUGGUGCUCGUAUCAAUUUAGCCUCCUUUUACCUUGUGGGCACCCCUGUUGCCUUGGGCCUUGCUUUCGGCCUUAAACUUGGGUUUGUUGGGCUUUGGUUUGGGCUGCUCUCGGCCCAGCUCGCUUGUGCUGUCUCCAUGCUCUACGUGGUUGUUGCCAACACUGAUUGGGAGGGUGAGGCUUUGAAGGCUAAAAAGCUUGCUGGCUUGGAAAUGACUCCCACUACUGUUGCACAAGAGGAAAGUAAGAAGUUGCUUGAUGAAAAUGAGCAUCAGCAUCAUAUUUUUUAGAGAAAUAGAGAAAAGGACCCAUCCAUAAUAUAAGCCAAAUUGAAAGGGUUUUUUUUUUCUUGUUUCGUUUUUCCUUAUCAUUUUAAUCUUCUUUUCUUGUCUUUUUGGUUGUGGGUUUAACACCUUUAGAGAAUGUUGUACAGUUCCACUUCCAAGUGAUGGAUGAUUGACUGCUUGUUGGUUGGGGUAAGGCUUUGACUCAGUGCUUAUGUCUCUUUUCUUUUGUUUUUUUUUAAGUCGUCCA